AGAAAAUGGCGGUUGUAUAGAACAAGACAAAUGACUCACUCGCAUUGGAUAUCGCUCUUGCUUUUCUCGAUGUUCGAUAUUUCUACCCCCCGAUACCGACCGUUAAAUUGACGAGUCAUCGUACGAUUCGUGUCUCAAAGUUCAAUAAUCUUUCCGUGGGGAUGUUUCCCGCGGUCAACUCUGCAAACGCCACCAAUCAUAUGCGACGCCGAUGGAGAUGGACAAGGGUUGGCCGAGACUAGGCGAAAUCGGACAUGUCCGCGGCUGUUAGUCGGCAGCGUGAAAAGAUCGAGCGACGGAAGAUAAAUCUCAAGUCUCCUCCAUACAGAAGUAAAGUCUUCUAUCUAAUCAGGAGUUCCAUCGAGUAUUAUCUAUUAAUUGCAUACCUGAAGAUCAAGAAUGGCGUCUGAUAGCAUUGUCAUCGUCGGGGCGGGAAUCAUUGGCCUCGAUGUCGCUCUAGUUCUGUCUCAACAAGGCUAUGGAAAGAAUAUCACGGUGAUAGCCGAGUACCUUCCCGGCGACACUUCACCAUCAUACACCUCACCAUGGGCUGGCUGCAACUUUUCCGCCAUUUCUGGCACCGAUGCCAAUGCGAUCAAAUGGGAUCGCCACGGCUAUGCACACCUCAAGAAACUCGCUGCAGAAGAUUCUGACAAGUCCUUCGUGAAAAGGACGCCGUCAAUUGAGUUCUGGGAUGAUAAUGUGCCGCAUGACAAGAUCAAGGCUAUGGCUGAUUAUCUUGAUGAUUUCCAAGCUCUGUCUGCUCAAGAACUUCCUGAAGGCGUCAAGUUCGGAUGCGCGUUCACCACGUUGACCGUUAACGCGCCCGCUCACUGCCUGUAUCUGUACAAAAGACUGAGAGAAGACUUUGGUGUGCGGUUCAUCCGCCGAAAGCUCGGCAGUAUCUAUGAGGCGUACAACAAUCCGGCCACGAAAGUUGUCUUCAAUUGCACAGGCAACGCAGCAAAGACACUUGCAGGCGUACAAGACGAGAAGUGCUAUCCAACUCGAGGUCAGGUUCUGCUCGUGAGGGCAUCUCAUGUCAGCACAAAUGUUAUGCGUCACGGCAAGGAUUAUGAGACGUAUGUCAUCCCGAGACCUGGAUCAAAUGGCAAUGUAAUUUUGGGAGGAUACAUGCAAAAGGGCAAUGAUGAUAGCGCCACUUAUUCGUCGGAGAGCGAGUCCAUCCUCCAAAGGACAACGGAACUAAGCACAGAGCUGCAGCAGAGGGAACCUGAAGUCUUGGCUGCAUUCGCGGGCAUGCGCCCAUCUCGCGAAGGUGGCGCAAGAAUUGAGCGUGAUGAGAUCCCCGUCGAUGGAGAAAGACGUGUGAUUGUGCAUAAUUAUGGUGCUGGUGGUACAGGCUUUCAAGCUGGCUAUGGUAUGGCGUUGGAUGCUGUCAAGAGCAUCGAGGAUAUUCUCAGCACCCUUCCCACAAGGUCAUUAUUGUAAGCAGAAUUAUAUAGAUGUGUAAUUUAUGUUCCCUGCUUUGACGCAUCCAACGCAAGUUUCACGUGCGGUUCCAAUUUGAGAACCUGAUCGACUCCUCGCCAGAAUAUGGCAUCCAUUCUCAGUAGACCCAAUCGAAUGAUUACGAAGGCAUUGGCUUUGAGACGCAUUUGCCUCCGUGUUGCUUGAAGUAGCUUCAUCCAUGAGAGUGCUUCUUCAUAGGUAGCGGCCGAGACAAGCAUGAACAACAUGGCGAAACAGAGUGACGAGAAUGCGCUUUGGCACCAAGGUGGCCAGUGUUCUGCUGUUUCGUCGCUCUUGAGGCUUUUGAGGAAGUCGGAAUAUUGUUCCAGAACUGUCUUCAGGCUCUUGCGUGGGGACCAUUGAUCCGAAGUGUUCGAUGCUGAGGGGUGAGAAUUUUGGGCGUGCACGGCAGCGCGCAGUAUUAGUAGUUGUGUGUAAU
Molecule: messenger RNA, 1912 nt
Organism: Fusarium odoratissimum NRRL 54006
Lineage: Eukaryota; Fungi; Ascomycota; Sordariomycetes; Hypocreales; Nectriaceae
Exons: 5
Coding region: 400-1452 (350 amino acids)
Molecular function (GO): D-amino-acid oxidase activity; FAD binding
Source: RefSeq, a predicted model, not a curated record